This is a messenger RNA of Corythoichthys intestinalis (scribbled pipefish), 1827 nucleotides long. RefSeq names its product DnaJ heat shock protein family (Hsp40) member A2b (gene dnaja2b). The record is from RefSeq and is a predicted model, not a curated record. NCBI's taxonomy places the organism in Eukaryota, Metazoa, Chordata, Actinopteri, Syngnathiformes, Syngnathidae. The transcript is spliced from 9 exons. Gene Ontology annotation, cellular component: cytosol; cytoplasm. Bases 126 to 1367 code for a protein of 413 amino acids. Gene Ontology annotation, molecular function: ATP binding; Hsp70 protein binding. Gene Ontology annotation, biological process: response to heat; protein refolding.
GUCAACGUCAGAGGGGGGACUUUGUGUGCGAAUCUGGCAACCCGGGACGAUCCCAGCCGGUUUAGCUUGUGUUUCCUUCCUCACUCAGCUGAACGUCCGCUCUAGGUAGCCGGCGCCGAAGCAUCAUGUCCAAAGUCGCGGACACUAAGCUCUACGACAUCCUCGGCGUCUCCCCGUCGGCAUCGGAAAAUGAACUUAAAAAGGCCUACCGAAAAUUGGCUAAGGAGUACCAUCCCGAUAAGAACCCAGAUGCGGGAGACAAGUUCAAAGAGAUCAGUUUUGCAUAUGAAGUACUGACUAAUCCGGAGAAGAAGGAUCUAUACGACCGCUAUGGAGAACAGGGCCUGCGGGAAGGUGGAGGCGGCGGCCCAGGCAUGGACGAUAUCUUCUCUCACAUUUUCGGCGGAGGACUCUUCGGUUUCAUGGGGGGCCAGGGUAGAGGACGCAAUGGCGGACGGAGGCGAGGCGAAGACAUGGUGCACCCUCUCAAAGUUUCUCUUGAAGAUCUCUACAAUGGUAAAACUACUAAACUACAGCUAAGCAAGAAUGUGCUUUGUGCUGCCUGCAACGGUCAGGGGGGCAAGGCGGGCGCCGUGCAAAAGUGUGUGGCAUGCAGAGGACUAGGUAUGCGGGUGGUGAUAAGACAGCUGGCCCCUGGAAUGGUCCAACAGGUGCAGUCGGUCUGCACGGACUGCAAAGGAGACGGCGAGGUGAUCAGCGAGAAGGAUCGUUGUAAAAAGUGUGAAGGUCAUAAGGUCAGUAAGGAAACAAAGCUGCUGGAGGUGCACGUGGACAAAGGCAUGAGACACGGACAGAAGAUCACCUUCACCGGGGAAGCCGACCAAGCGCCGGGUGUGGAACCUGGAGACAUUGUCCUGGUCCUGCAGGAAAAAGAACACGAGGAUUUUCGCCGGGAAGGCAGCAACCUUCACAUGGUGCAGCGCAUUGGCCUGGUUGAGGCUCUUUGUGGCUUCCAGAUAACCGUCACACACCUGGAUGGACGGCAGCUGCUUGUCAAAUACCCACCUGGCAAGGUCAUAGAACCAGGCUGCAUUCGUGUGGUUAAAGGCGAGGGAAUGCCACAGUAUAGAAACCCUUUUGAGAAGGGCGACCUCUAUAUCAAGUUUGACGUGCAGUUCCCUGAGAACAACUGGAUAAGUCCUGAUAAACUAAACGAACUGGAGUGCCUGCUGCCGAGCCGCGCCGAGGACCCUCUAAUUUCCGCCGACGCCGAGGAGGUGGACCUGACGGAUUUCGACAGAAGUCAAGGGUCGGGCGGGGGAGCCAGGAGAGAAGCGUACAACGACAGCUCCGACGAGGAGGGCGGCGGCCAUCACGGUCCGGGGGUGCAGUGCGCACACCAAUAAAGAAGACAUUGACGCGUUUACAUGCAUCAUCUCUCCAGUUCCGCUUAUACAAACCCCAUUCAGAACGAGACAGCACACACAAACACACUUGCACCUUCUUCUGUUCUAUGGUGCCCAUUAAGAGGUGCUGGAGUUGUGAUGAUCAUUUUGUGUUUAAAUGAUGUUAGUGCUCAAAACGCCUCAGGCCAAAACUUGACUCAGACCUCCGCGACGGUUCUUCACUCAGACAAACAGCAGUUGUUCUCACGAGGAAAAAAAACUCCAGUAUUCUCAACCCGUGUAGUCUACAACACACGAGCAUGCCGCUUACUUACUGAUGACGUCGUACAAACUGGGUCCACACACAACCAACACAAAAUAUUUUGUGACAUCACACAAAUGACGUCAAGCCUGAAGGUUCCACACAGCCUCAUCCAUGUUUUUUUUUUUUUUUUUCAAUUUUGUCCCCUAUGCUGUCACC